UUGGAAUGAACAAACAACUCUAUCCACAUGCUCUUACCUCCCCCUAUAAAUUGAAUUUCUGUAUUCAAGAAAUUUGUUCAGCCAUCCAUGGAGGUGAUUUCAGGUAUGGAUUUCUUCAAGAAAGCCAAAUCCGUGAGGCUAAAGAGCCACCACGGCAAGUACCUAACCGCCGCCGCCGACGGCGAAUCCCUCGUCCAGGACCGUUCCAGCUCCUCCAACUCCGGCGAGUGGACCGUAGAAAUCACGGAAGGGCCCAAAAACGCCGUACGUUUGAAGAGCUGCUACGGCAAAUACCUUACAGCCCUGGACGAGGAGUAUCUCCUCGGAGUAACCGGCAGAAAAGUCGUCCUAACCCUACCCGCUAACCUUGAUUCCUCCGUCGAGUGGGAGCCGAUCCGAGACGGUAUGCGGGUCAAGCUCAAAACCCGGUACGGCAACUACCUCCGUGCUAACGGGGGCUUGCCCCCGUGGCGAAACUCCGUCACCCACGACAUCCCGCAUCUCCACCACGACUGGAUUUUCUGGGAAGUCGAGCUUGUCGAUUCCGAUAAUAAUAAUUCCCCCCCGAAAGUCUCCCGAUCCGAUUCCGAGUUUUCUAGUAAUUCUUCGAUUGAGGAUUCGCCUAGGAGGUACGAAGGUCGGGUUAUAUAUUAUUCGGUGGCGGAUGACGAAGGAAAUGUGGAUGGUGCCGUUGACGAGUGGCCUUCCUUUCAGUUAAAAGGGCAUGGAUUGGAAGAACUGACUCGGAAAUUGGAGGACGAAACGAAGCUUGAAGAUAUAAUCGUGUGUUCUCGUAGUAAUAGUGGAGAUGGGAGGCUUUAUCCUCUGCGGUUGGCUCUACCUCCUAACGGUGCUACUAUGCACGUCGUCGUUAUUCCGUCAACAUCUAGAGUUGCAAAUGACUUCAUGCCGGCGGCUCCAACUUGUAAAUCGGAUCCUUAAGCUUACGGGUCGGGUUUUUAGUCCUUCGGGUGUACUAUCAUUCUACAUUAAGGGAGUUGAUAAGAGUGUAAAAUAGUACUCUCUCCAUGUAUGUAUGUAUGUAUGUAUGUUUUUGAACGAGUGUAAAACAGUAUUUAGUUUUAAGCCUCGUCCGGAUACAUAUACGGAUACAUAUAUGGGAUCAGUUUGGAAAGUAAGACGUUCAUUGGAUGCGAUUUUGUAUUAAAAAUGUUAAAUUCUGGUAUUA
Erythranthe guttata (spotted monkey flower) is the source of this 1189-nucleotide messenger RNA. RefSeq lists its product as uncharacterized. NCBI's taxonomy places the organism in Eukaryota, Viridiplantae, Streptophyta, Magnoliopsida, Lamiales, Phrymaceae. The record is from RefSeq and is a predicted model, not a curated record.